Molecule: messenger RNA, 1011 nt
Organism: Mytilinidion resinicola
Lineage: Eukaryota; Fungi; Ascomycota; Dothideomycetes; Mytilinidiales; Mytilinidiaceae
Exons: 2
Coding region: 1-1011 (336 amino acids)
Source: RefSeq, a predicted model, not a curated record
AUGGCCUCUACGACUCUCGACACUUCCAUGGACAAUUUCCCAUUGCUAGAUCUUCCCCGCGAGCCACGAGAUCUUAUCUACCAUUUUGCGCUCGUUCGGGAAUGUCUCUGUAUUCCACAAGUCGAUACUGUCACGGAUUCCAUCUCCCGUACGACCUGGAAUGACAACCGUUUUGCAAGUAGCCAACAGUGGUUUCGGACCUAUUCAUUGUAUCAUGGGCACGACGACCUUCGUGGGGACGACACCCCACAAAUGAAUCUUCUAAAGGCCAAUCGGCAACUGUAUUCUGAAGCUUCCGAAGUGUCUUAUUCCAAGAACAUCUUUAGUUUCGAUGUGUACUUCAGAUUGGGUUUUUCGGAGCCUAAUCCCGUGCUGGCUUUCCUCACAGACAGUCCCCAGACCUCACUGGAAAACAUACCGUCACUGGAGAUCGUAGAGCUCGGGUAUAAGCCUUGGCAGAUAGUCGAGGACCAAGGUCGCAAACUAUGGAGUUCAGUUUGUAUGUAUCUGAGAAUGACAAACCUCCAGUAUAUCGGAAUUCAGACGCAUGUUCCACCGGCGGCGGAGAGUCGGCUUCGAGAAAUGGAAAGCACUAGUCAGGACCAAAAUCUCUGGGCGCAGAGCCUUUUCGAUUCGGUGUGGAGUUUGAAGAGUGUCCGAUUGAGAGUGCAGGACGACUAUCCAUUCCCCGAGGACCUCUCGAUUGUAUCCCGGGAGCCAAUCGACAAGGCGGAAAAGCUGAGCCUAAGCCGGAGCUCAAUCGAGUCAUUCGUGUUAGCUCAGCGAUGGGAUAUGUAUGCAUGGGCAACCCAUUACUACUCACUUAUAUACGUUAAGAACAUGAUGGGCUACGAUUUCAACAUCAAGGUCCCGUCUGAGCUUGAUGCUGCGACGUUGAGCUUGAGAAGGCCCUCCAAUUUGGGAAAAUCACAUACGAAGCUGUGGGUUCAGGGCGACAUCAAAGAUGUUAUUGAAUCGCAUGCAGGUGGGAAUGUGCCUGACAGAACUUGA